Trichogramma pretiosum is the source of this 1135-nucleotide messenger RNA. RefSeq names its product F-actin-capping protein subunit alpha (gene cpa). NCBI's taxonomy places the organism in Eukaryota, Metazoa, Arthropoda, Insecta, Hymenoptera, Trichogrammatidae. The record is from RefSeq and is a predicted model, not a curated record. Gene Ontology annotation, biological process: actin cytoskeleton organization; barbed-end actin filament capping. Gene Ontology annotation, cellular component: actin cortical patch; F-actin capping protein complex. Bases 193 to 1068 code for a protein of 291 amino acids. The transcript has 3 exons. Gene Ontology annotation, molecular function: actin filament binding.
UUCAUUGCGUUCCUUUUAUAAAUAUUCAACUGGGGACUCAUUGUAGACGAUACUUUUGCGUGCUUACGUAGAAGUAGGUGUAUAAAGUAGUUGGUACUAACGGGCCUGCCAGAGGCACCCGAGAGAGACAGAGACAGGCAGAAAAGAGGAGUGAUUAUAUUGUUGUCAUCGCCGGCAGUUGUUUGCAAUUGCAUGAAGAUGGCGGCUGCUGGAGACGUCAUGAUCCCCGAUCAGGAAAAAGUCAGGAUAGUUUCAAAUUUUAUUCUUCACUCGCCUCCUGGUGAAUUUAACGAGGUCUUCAACGACGUGCGCGCACUGCUCAACAAUGACAAUCUGCUCAAAGAAGGUGCAUCUGGUGCUUUUGCCUCCUACAACAAAGAUCAGCUCAUGUCCGUGAAGAUUGAAGGUAGUGACUAUCCAGUUCUUAUAACAGAAUAUAAUGACUUGGGUAAUCAACGAUUUUAUGAUCCAAGAAGCAAACAAAGUUUCAAAUAUGACCAUUUAAGAAAAGAAGCUCAGGAUUAUGAACCAUAUGAGCAAGAUCCAGCAUUGGAACUAUGGCGGAGUGCUUUACAAGAUGAAAUUGUUACUUACACACAAAAUCAUUAUAGACAUGGUGCUUGCUCUGUUUUUGCUAAAAGUCAAGGCGAGAGUAUAGCUCUUAUUGCCUGCAUAGAAGAUCAUCAAUUUCAACCUAAAAACUUUUGGAAUGGGCGCUGGCGUUCUGUAUGGACUGUAAAUUUCAAUACAAACUCUAGUAUUGCAGAAUUGAAGGGGAGCUUGAAAGUUCAGGUUCAUUAUUAUGAAGAUGGUAAUGUGCAAUUAGUUAGCAGCAAAGAAGUGAAAGAAAGCUUGCCUAUAUCUUCGGAAAAACAAACUGCAAAAGAAUUUAUUAAAUUUGUGCAAGACGCUGAAAAUGACUAUCAAACUGCUAUAUCUGAAAAUUAUCAAACUAUGUCUGACACUACAUUUAAGGCACUGAGAAGGCAAUUACCUGUUAUGAGAACAAAAAUUGAUUGGAAUAAGAUUGUAUCAUACAGUAUUGGAAAAGAGCUCAAAAGUCAAUAGUUUUUAAAAAAUUUUAAAGUUAUUAGAAAAUAUCUUAACAAUUGUAAGAAAAUUUAUGUCAUUCUAC